This is a messenger RNA of Huiozyma naganishii CBS 8797, 978 nucleotides long. It is a transcript of the gene ECT1, whose product is annotated as ethanolamine-phosphate cytidylyltransferase. The transcript has a single exon. Gene Ontology annotation, molecular function: ethanolamine-phosphate cytidylyltransferase activity. Gene Ontology annotation, cellular component: cytoplasm. Gene Ontology annotation, biological process: phosphatidylethanolamine biosynthetic process. The record is from RefSeq and is a predicted model, not a curated record. NCBI's taxonomy places the organism in Eukaryota, Fungi, Ascomycota, Saccharomycetes, Saccharomycetales, Saccharomycetaceae. Bases 1 to 978 code for a protein of 325 amino acids.
AUGACGGUGAUGGUUAGUGCCAACAGAGUAUGGGUGGAUGGUUGUUUCGACUUUACGCACCACGGGCAUGCGGGUGCUUUAUUGCAAGCACGCAGAACUGUGACGGACCCACCACUAGGCGAACUGUACUGUGGUGUCCACACGGAUGAGGCAAUUACUCUUAAUAAGGGCCCCCCAGUAAUGCACACGAGAGAAAGGUACGCACAUGCUGCAUCCAUCAGGUGGUGUACCCGUGUCGUUGAAGAUGCGCCAUACGUGACCGAACCAGCUUGGUUGGACCGGUACGGGUGUAAAUUUGUUGUUCACGGGGACGACAUCACCACAGAUGCGCAAGGAUACGACUGCUAUCAAGAGGUGAAAGACAUUGGUAGGUUCAAAAUGGUUAAGAGGACGUACGGGGUCAGUACAACGGAUAUAAUACACAGGAUCCUGACGGGUGCUCGGUGCGAUAAAGAGGCAAACGAUUGCAGGCCGACUUUGGAAGAGCUUCAGUUUUAUUCUAGAGGUAACGAUGGGUUUGCCAAGCACUGUCAAGUCUUUGAUAGAGACAUACACACUCUUCUUGUCUCUAGUGAAACUUUCCAAUUUGAUCCAACAUCGAGUCUACUUAUCGUUGGGGAUUUUGAUUUGUUCCACAUGGGCCACAUAGAGCAGUUACAAAACGCACGAGAUGGUUAUCCAAAUUCUAAAAUUAUUGUGGGAAUACAAGACGACCAGGAUAACAUUAUGUCUUUAAAAGAGAGGGUGUUGAGUGUUUUGAGUUGUUGUUACGUUGAUGGCGUGAUCUUGAAUCCAGACAUGCGUGCUUCGGUCGUACAGUGCUUUGGGGAACUGCUAAACAUAGACUCGGCAGAGCUUAUUUCAAGCAACCCAACAAGUUUCAGCAGCUAUCUAACAAAGCAGGUAAUUGUCGAUAGAAUCGAGAAACAGCGUGACCUUUUUAUCACUAGGAAUAAAAACAAGGGAAUGAAUGUUUGA